AUUUACAUAAUAUUUGUAAACAUAAGCGAUUGUGAGACUACAUGUGUGUUUGUGGGAAAAGCAAAUAUUCCUGGCCCUGUUUUGGAUUUGUUAGUUAAGUUUAAAUGACACACUGGAAAGGUGUGUUUUUACUACCUUACAGAUACAGGCCUGCAAUAUGAAUGUAAUUUCACAAAUAGAACUGCAGAAGAAUUAACAAAUACAAAAUGUGUACAUUAAGUAUUUUUGAUUUUCCAUUUUUUUAAAUAUGUACUUGUACACCGUUUAUUCAUUUAUUUUUUGUUUUCUAGAAAGAAAAGCUGUUUUCAAAUAUCUGUUAUUGUUGCAAUAAAUCAUUGUGCUUGUGGCUGAAGUAUGCAAUAAGUUAGCAAGGAGUCGAGUUUAGAGGUGGUCAAGUAAUUGCUGAAGCACAAAUGCAUCUGUUCAUAAUACCGGACAUGUAGCAGACUGUUAGUUGAAGGCUUGAAUGUUGUCUUGCAGUGAUGAUAAGCAUUAAUUUAGUACACACACAGACACCUGAAGUUGAUGGUGUUUGUUAAUUUUGGUGGUAAACCAAAUUCAAAUAUAGUUCGGGUCCGUGGGACUCGAAAAUCUUGAUUUGUUUAAAUUGAUUACAGACAUUUAAAUUGAACUUUAGAAUGUUUAUCACAAGGCAUUCUGUUCUCCUCAAACAUACUGAGACCCAAUUGAGGAAGUUUGCCUUCCCAUAUCCAUUUCGGCGACCCUUGCUGUUUGUGUGCCUUAGUGCUGACUGAUCUACAGACUAAUAAAAUGACAUUUUAUGAUCCUAAGUUUUAAUUUGUGGAACCUAAUAAUUUUUCUGCCUUUAUCAUUUAUCAGUAUGCUUGCUUUAUCACUUGAUUUAACAGUGUGGUAAUGGUCUGAUUUAUCUUGACUUACACAUAGUCAUUAUUGUAUAUGAAAAUAAAUAAGUUCUUGUAAUCUCGAAAGCUCUGAUGAGGGCAGUAUAAUAGAGGCAGUAGAGUAUAUUAGCCCAUACCAAAAAAGAUCAAUCAAAAAAUUAUAAAAAAAAAAAAAAUUAAACACAGAGGCGCGAUUCAAGCUCACGACAUUUGGUUCAAUAGAACACUUUGUUAACCGACCACACCAUACAGUAAUAAUACGACGUGUCCUAUUAGUGGUAACUGCAGUAUGUACAGUUCUUGGUAUUGGUGGCGCAUUUCACAAAAAAGAAGAUCUAUUAACUUACAGAGGUAGUAGAAUAUGUUGGUAUAUAAAAAAAGAUAUAUUAUUAAAUCAAUGAGCAGGGCAUUCCUAGAGCUGCUCAUCGGAGCUAAACAAUACAGGUAUAAUAAUAUUCAAUAUAUACAGUUGAACUUGCCUAAGUCGAAUGGCAUUGCAAAACUGUUUGACUUUAGAUAAAAUUGACUAAUUGCAAACCGUUAAAUGAAAACACACCAAUUUGGUACGUAAAAUAGGAUCGACUUAGAAAGUAUGCGACUUAGGCAAGUUCAAUUGUAUGUAAAAAUAUAAUGGAAUUGAAACAAAAAUCUGAUGAUUGAAAUAAAGAAUAGAUUUGCAUGUACUGAGAAUAGAAGAACUUUAUUUAGCUAUAGAAAAAAGGUGGCCUUGAGGUUUUAAGUGCACAACAUGUAAACCAACAUUCAUAUGGCAUAAUUUUAAUAUCAGCAAUGUAGGCCUAUACUUAAAUGCAAAUGAAAAUGUGUAAGCCACAUAAAUCGGUUAUUGUCAUGCACACUUGAAUCUGUCGCGUGCAAGCUUUUCAUUUUUUAGUUUAAAUUGCAAUGAUAAUUACAUCUUUAAAAACAGAUAAUGUAUAUAAUAUUAAUUUAGGCAAUGGUCAUAUUUUACUUAUAUUUCGUUUGUCAUUAAGUUUGUAAAAUCCUUUAAAAAAAACCGUGUUUUAAAACAUCUAAUACAGCAGCAUUUUUAAAAGGAUUAGAAUACGUUAGCCCAGUAUGGUACAGUGUGGUAUCGUAUUUUACUUUAAAAUCCUUAUAUUACCAGCCAAUAAAAAAUAUUAGAAAGGUAUUAUAAAUCCAUAUGUUAAUUGUUUAGAAAAUCGUUGUUCCUUUCAGUCAUCAACUGAGAGCUAAGUAAUCUAAAUUUACACACCAGCAUGUACUUCAUACUGUAAUCGUAUCAAGCAAAGCCCUUCAACGAAAAGAAGAAUGAAAUUGAAACUUUUCGGCUGUUGUGAAAUGCUAACUUAAUUUAAAUUAUUACAGUAAUCUACGAGUGUUGUGUGUGUGUGUUAAACGUCCAAAUUGAGAAACGUCGCCGUCAGUAAUGUACCAAAAUAGACAUAAUAGAGGAUAAGUAGUUCUUAUUGAAAUUUAAAAUAGAGUAAUAAGGAAUUCGAAUCAAAUCCUCCGUUCGUUGGUGGCGCUGUUGAAAUCUACUUUUGGCACACAUCAUGCAUGAGCAAUGCAGGUCGCAGAGGUAAACAAAAGCCAAGCCUAGGUGGAUACUCUCUGGUUUGUAAUCCAUUAUAUAACUACAUACAGCCAUGGACAGACGUUUCUUAUUGUUGUAUGGUUCUCAGACUGGCCAGUCUGAAGCGGUAGCAGAAGAGAUAUUUGAAAAGGCUUAUGAACAUGGGUUUCGGCCAGAUCUACACAGCCUCAGUAUGACAGAAAAGAAGUUCAACGUGGAAAAAGAAAAUUUGCUAGUGCUUGUUAUAUCAAGCACAGGGGAUGGUGAACCCCCAGACUCAGCUCUCAAGUUUUGGAGGCGAAUUCGAAAGAAAACCUUACCAAACAACCACCUUAGUAAACUGCGGUACACUAUUCUAGGCCUUGGUGACAGCAACUAUUCCAACUUCUGUCAAAAUCCACAGAAUUUUGAUGCACGGUUUAAGGAACUCGGUGCUCGGCAUUUUUAUCCGACAGGAUUUGCUGAUGAUGCCAUUGGAUUAGAGAUUGUAGUUGAGCCAUGGAUCGAUGGAUUGAUGGAUGCAUUGAAACUUCAGUUUUCAGAAAAUAUAGAAACAUGUUCAGGUGAUGCUCAGAUUUCACCAUUGCCUGAUCAAAUUAAUGAAAUUAGGGAUGAAGUCGAUUCUGCUAAAAUUGAUAUCAAAACACAACAACCAAACAUUACCUCUAAGGUUGUUUCUAACGAGGAACAAACUGGUGAAGCUAAGACUGUUGACUCAAACAAUACUGCUGGAGAUAUGGUUUCGUCAUUGUUGAAAAGUGUACCACCAAUAGAAGGGCAGAUUGUCAUACCAGCUCUACCACAUCCAUUUUUGGAACUUGAAUUUUGUGAAGAUGAAAGUAUAGACUUGAAUUCAUUAAGUCUCCAAAAUGGAGCAGAGUUUCCAUCAGCUACCACAGGCGUAAUCAUGGCAACGUUAGUGGCAUCGACUACAUUAACAAGACAGGAUGCUGUGAAGACUGCCCUCGAUGUUCAACUAGAGAUUCCAGAGUCAACAAUGACCUAUGAACCUGGUGAUUCAUUUGGAAUAGUUUGCAAAAAUAAUGAUGAAGAAGUUGAGAACAUUAUCCAAAGGCUAGCGGUUUCUGAUGUUGCUGAUUGUGUCUGCUACUUGAAGUUGCUCGAGGGCACAAAGAAGAAAAAUGCAGCUGUCCCAAAAUUCCUUGCAACUCGUACAACCAUCAGACACAUGCUGAGCACAUGCUGUGAUAUUAGAACGCCCCUGAAAAAAGGAUUUAUUCACAUGCUUGCAGAAUACACAACAGAAUCUUCAGAGAAGGCACGUCUUCAAGAGUUAUGCAGUAAGCAAGGGGCAUCACAAUACACAAGUUUUAUUAGGGAGCCUAGUCUGUCAUUAUUAGAUAUUUUACUAGCUUUCCCAUCAUGCUGUCCACCAAUAGCUCGAGUCAUUGAACAGUUGCCUAGGCUGUUACCAAGACCAUAUUCAGCAUCAAGUUCACCACUGGUCUCUAGGAAUCAUCUCCAUUUUGUUUUCAACAUUGUAGAAAUUCCAUCUACAUGUGGUCGCCAGUAUGGUCGAAAAGGUGUCUGCACUGGAUGGUUAAGUGAAUUGUCUUCACACCAAUUACAAGAUGGUGAACCCAAACCAAAGAUUGCAAUAUACGCGAGAAAGAAUUUACGAUUUCGACUGCCGAGUGAUCCCUCUGUGCCUAUAAUCUUGAUUGGGGCAGGCACUGGAGUAGCUCCAUUCAUCGGGUUUCUACAGCAUCGAGAAGCAGAAAUGCAGGCCUCCAAAGAUUUUGUCUGUGGACCAAUUUGGCUGUUUUUUGGAUGCAGGCACAAGGAGCGAGACUACCUGUACAGGUCUGAGCUUGAACGAUUAAAUUCCACAGGCAUACUCUCAAAACUUUUGGUUGCCUUUUCUCGAGACAACCAAGAUGCUGUGGACAAAACUAAAUCUCCACGUUAUGUGCAAGACAACAUUCGCCUGCAUUCUGCUGAAGUCUGCAAUUUGUUGCUUGAAAAAAAUGCAGUGCUGUAUGUAUGUGGGGAUGCAAGAAAUAUGAGUAAAGAUGUUAAUGCAAUGUUUUCUAACAUUAUUAGCCAACAUCUGAGCAUCUCAGAGAAAGAAGCAGAUUCUAUGAUGAUGAAAUUGAGACAAGAAGGCCGGUACUUAGAGGAUAUUUGGACAUAAAUGUAAAAAAGAAAACUUAAUUAAACCUUCUUAUAAUGUGUCUUGUAGGAGUUUAUACAUAAUCAGAUUUAAAAAUUGGUGGUUUUUUUAUAUUUUGGUGACUUUUAAUAAGUACUACAGUACUGUAUAUUGUUAUUUAUAAAUUCUAUCACUUUUUUUAAUGGUACUUAACUAUUUAUAGUAAAUAUCAUCAUGUUUUAUAUUAUGCCUCUUUCUCAUUCCAUGUUAAGUAAUGGUUAGAGGUAUUAGUUUAUGAAUGUACUGUGUAAGCAGGCUACAGUAGAAGGGCAAGAUAGAAAAUGUGGAUUCAUAAUGGUCAUCCAAUGUUGAGUAAUAGUUUAAAGGCAUUAGUUUAUUACUGUGCAAGUAGGCUAAAGUAGAAGGGCAUUAUAGUGGGUGAAACAAGCAGUGAC
Anneissia japonica is the source of this 4986-nucleotide messenger RNA. RefSeq names its product methionine synthase reductase-like. Gene Ontology annotation, molecular function: FMN binding; flavin adenine dinucleotide binding; [methionine synthase] reductase (NADPH) activity. The transcript is spliced from 12 exons. The record is from RefSeq and is a predicted model, not a curated record. Bases 2492 to 4573 code for a protein of 693 amino acids. Lineage: Eukaryota; Metazoa; Echinodermata; Crinoidea; Comatulida; Comatulidae. Gene Ontology annotation, biological process: homocysteine metabolic process. Gene Ontology annotation, cellular component: cytosol.